AUGCCUCCAAAAGAGGGCGACCGGAUCCUGCCCAUGAAGGGGCAGGACCGGCUGCGGGUCCGGUUCGGGAACAGCGCCCCGCGGAAGGUGAUCUUCCCGCCGACCGCCCCGAAAAUGGCCUUGCUGCACGAAUCCCCCGCGGAGUUGUCGCUGAAGCACGUGCACGGGUUUUCGGGGACGAAUAACGGCCUGCAUUUUGUCGGGGAAAAGGAAUUGGUCUACCCGUGCAGCGGGGUCGUGGUCCUGGACGAGGUGACCGGUUUGCCACUUUGCAGUCACACGCACGAAGACCAGAAGCAGAACGCCGGGAACAAGUUGGGCUUUGUGCAGAAUUCCGGCCGAGACAACAGCAACGUGGAUCCGCGGGUAGUUUUAGCCGCUGGUACUUUCCCAUCUUCUUCACAAGCCUCCCCUACUAAAGCCGCCAAACCGCACCCGUCGGAACAGCGGGUUUUCUUCGGGCACAGCACGGAAGUCACCUGCGUGGACUACAACCACACGAAGCGCGUCAUCGCCUCCGGGCAGCGCGACCCGAAGGGGCCCGGGAAACCCUUUGUCUGCGUGUGGCGGGCGGCCGACAUGAUGCUGAUCUCCGUGUUGGUGUAUCACGAAGCGCAGAUUACCUGCGUCGGGAUCGCGCCCAAGGGCGACUUUCUCUUUACCAUGGGCCGCGACGACGCGAACACGGUUGCCGUCUGGGCCGCGGGGCAGUUCUUGCCCGAGGGGAGCGAGCGGGCGAGGGGGUUCGACGCGCAACGAGAAGCCGUGGUGCAUCGCGCGCCCGUCAAAAUCGCGGCCAGCGGGAAAGUGCCAUCGUAAGUACUUAAUAUUUUUCUUGGUUAUAAUGUAAUAUCAAGUCAAGUAACAUAAGAAACUGGUUCUGUCCAUGCAAGAUUGCUUCCCAAAAAUAUUUAUCAAAAAUCUACUCAACAUCCCUAGGUUCUGCUGCACGGUUUCUUUUCUUGCCGCCCCCUUCAUGUUUGCCACCUUUGACACCGGCGGGUUCGGCCGGGGGAUCCUGAAAGUCUGGCGGUUCCGCCCGCGGUUGCACACGCGGCACGGGGACCAAGACCCGACAUUGAACGGAAAGGACUGCGUCAUCGCUGGUUCGGUGCGGGCGAUUACCGCUGCGGCGUUCACCCUGGAGCAGAACCUCCUUCUUGCCUGCGGCGACAACGGCAUUCUCUACGUCUACGAGGGAACGAGCAUAAAACGCACCAUUUCUAUCGUGUCCAACUGCGCCUUGACCGCGGUGCUCGAUCUCUGCAUGCCGGAGCUCGGGUUUCUGGCCGCCUCUGCGGACGGGUGUUUGCACCUGAUCGAGGCAUAUCCAGUGCAAAUUAUAUGUCUGGGUCUGGAAACUUGUGAUGCAAGUCCGUGAACAAUAACAGUGCUCUGUAAUGCGCCGCGAAGCAUGACAAUUUUUGUUCGUGCUUCUGUGCUGCGUAUUUCGCAUGAGAAACUGCGCUUUUGCAUGACAGGCAAGCGGACGUCUUGGUGGCCGCGCAAUACAGAGUGCAGAAUCAUGCCAGACUGGCAUGACAAAUCUCGCGAUCUUUCAGAGCCAGACAUACUUGCAAUGCAUAAGGCACGCGCGGUGACAGAGAUGGACUCGGAGGACGUGGUAGAGACGCUUCCGGUAAACAGACUAGCCGGCCCGGACCAUAACCCGAACUUGGUGAGGUUACUGUGUUCCACCUCGGUCCCCGUCGCCAGGUGCUUUUCCAUCGCGAAAGCGAACCCCAAGCACCACCACCACCACCAUCACGGAGAUCAUUCAGGCGGUGGGAACAAGGACGGGAAAGUGUUGUCGGCCGGGGAACAAGCUGCAGCUGCUGCUGCCGGCAAAUCCAAAAAAGGUCUGUCCACCGCCGCGUCACAGCGGUCCGCGACGGCCUCCCGGAUCGCUAGCUACGUGUCGCAAAUGUCCGGAGGCGGUUCGAAAACCGCCAGCGGGGAAGAAACCGGCUCGAAGUCGGGUGCUGAAUCCGCGUUGAAGUCGAAAUCUCGGGCCUCCAACGGGCAAAGUCGCGCGUCCGGAUCGAAAUCGUCCACCAAGAAAGACGGGGACGAGGAGGAAAACAAGUCGAAGAAGGGCAGUCAGAAGACCGUGGACAGCAGCCAGGCCGACAAGAUCGAGUCCAUGGUCGCGCAACUCCAGGGACAAAUGAUCGGGCACCGGGUGGCGAUCGGGUGUCAGGACAGCACGGUUUUUGUGGUCGACCUGCUCCAGAAGAAGGUCCUGGAAGUGGUCCAAUCCGGCCACAAGUCCGCGGUCGCGGCGAUGGCCCGACAGGGAAACUUGGUUGCGACCGGGAGCAGUGGCGGGGAUUUGCGGUUUUGGAAUCUGAAGGAACCGAGGGCGCCGCUGAUCGGGCGGGUGAUCCACUUUUCCGCGGUGGAGCGGGAUGACGGAAAUAAAAUCAAGCCGAAAACGAAGGAAGAGGUACAGCCUUACGCUACCUUCCAAGGCAUGUACGCAGAUAACAAGAAAAAAUUUAACCCGCAGAGCAGAGUUGGCGGUUCUUUUGGGCAACAGCCGCAACAGCUGCAGCCAGACCCGCGCGUGACGAGGGGAGACCCGUUGAGCCACAACUACUUUGUAGUGGACGUCGAUGCAGCAAACGGGGCGGGGAUGGCUGACGCGAGAAAGUUGUUCGCUUCGACGGUCGGAAAGCAGGUUAAUUUGGUGUACCCGGAAAUAAACAGGCCAGGCGAUAAUUUCGCCGGUCCGUCCUAUUCCGACCAGGAGAUUUUGAAUUACAACAAUUACGGGGGGCAGCGAGGAAGCAACAAAGCUGCACAACAAGGCAACGGCCAGAACCUUUCCCAGCUUCUCCAGUCGAACAGCAACCUGUCCGAUCGGUUGAGCCGCGAAAAAAACCAGUUCACAGAAGAAGCGGACCCAACGCUCGCGAACAAGCGGCUAAUGCAACCCGCCGGGAUCGCGAGCUUGGUAUGCUCUGCAAAAGUAUCGUACUCGUAUGAAUUGCAGUCAUGCAUGACAAAUGUGACUGUCUACCUUAUCCAGCAUGACAAAUUGCAUUUUUCAUCUUGGAAAAAUUUGUAAUGCAAUCUAUACUAGUACGAUGCUUUUACUAUGCAUACUUGGCCUUCGCGGACAACUAUCUCGCCAUCGGGUUUGAGGACGGGUUUCUGCGGAUUCUAGACUUCCCCGGGCUACAGCCGGUGGACAUGCGACCCCUGGCGGAAGAGCGGAUCUCCUGCUUGCAGUUCUCGCCCGAUCAGAGGCUGCUCGUCGCCGGUUCGUUUGACCAGAUGGUCUACGUGCUGGAAGUAGUGGACAAUAAUUUUAUUCAGGAUGUUGCUGACGCAGAGAAUCUGUCCUUGUCAGUCGUCCCUACACCGUCGAGGAGUAGUUUUUCGAAAAGGAACAACAACAGAGCUGCAAACCAGACGAGAAUCCGUGUGCUCGCCGCUCUCUCCGGGAACACGUCGUCUGUCUUGAAGGUGGGAAUUUCACUGGACAAUUCCAUCCUCAUGUCCAACGGCGCCGACGGCUCUCUCCUCUACUACGACUUGCGAACGUUUGAGCGCUACGGAAAGAUGCGGGACUUUCGGGAUGUGCAGUUUAACGUGGCGAUGGCGCAAUCCUGGGCGACGCAGGGGAUCUGGGCCAGUCAGCACCACUGGAACUCGCUCUCGCUGAAUUGCGUGGAUAGCUGUAUAGAGAAUUAUUUUCAUUCGUAAAGAUAAAGAAUAACGUAGACGUACUUGAUGGCGCUUGUCGUGUUGGUAAAACUUACGCAUCAUGAGAGACUGUGAUUUUGUUUUUGCGUCCUUCUUCGCAUGACAAAUUGGAAAAAAUCAAUCUUCUAUCAGUUUCCGAUCUCUGCGUCACCGGUGACGACGACGACAUGGUGAAACUUUUUCCCUACCCUGCCACCUUCGAAAACACGACCGCGAAAGAUUUUUCGGGCCACGCGGGGCAGGUUCUGCAGGCCUUGAUUUGGCAAGACGAGGAUGACAGAGCGGCGAUGAACAAAGGUGGCAUAGUUUCAGCGGAUGUAGUAGUUAACGGUAUCAACGGAAUAAAUGGCCCGAACUCCGCGCACGAAGAUAAGGAGCAGAUCCGGUCGAGGGGAAACCCGGACAAAAUCGGCGCGGUCGACCGUACCCGGAAGCCCGGCCAGCCGAUCACCACGAGUACUAUCGCCGGGAAGUCUUCGUCGUCGCAAAAAAAUAUCAAAUGCAAAAAUGUCUGGGUCUGGAAGAUUGCUAUGUUUGUCAUGCACAUUUUGCAUGAGUCGUGAUGCCUGUGAUGUAUGCCCCAGCAUCACAAAAUUUUGCGGGCAUCUUGAUGCCUAUCCCGCAUGAGAAAUCCUCUCUCCGCGGAGCAAAAACUGGACGCCUCUUGCUGCUCAUGCAAUACAGGUUUUUUUGGAUUCCAAAAAUAGCAUCACAAGUUGCAUUCUUCCAGACCCAGACAUUUUUGCAAUACAUAAAAAACAAGGCCAGGCAACUCGCCGCCGCGAAGCAGGAGCAACAGGUGCAGGGUGUGACUGGCGCGUCCAUGAACGCGACCAAACAGGACCCGAGGAUCCGGGUUCUUACUGCGGACAGCAACGGCGCGAUCUUCGAGUGGGAAGUGUUCACCGCGCCCAUGCUGCGGGACAAGCACGUCGUGCACCACAUUCAGAACAACGACCGACAGAAGUACCCGUGGGUGGAUAAAGCGUGGGUGAAAGCGGAGAUUCUGCGGAGGAGAAAGGAGUUGGAAUCCAUGCAGAGCAACCGGUAUCACAUUGAUGCAAAACAAGGAUCGUGCUCGUAGCAAAAAUUGCCGUGUAAUGCAUGAUAAAUCUAAACUUUGACUUUCUAGCUGAUCUAGCAUGACAGUCUCCAUUCUUUUUCUUCGGAUAUAAGUUUGUGAAAUGCAAUUUGUACUACUUUCUUACUUGCGCGAUACAUAGGGCUUUUUGCAAUGCAUAGCUGGCUAGUCACCGUCACCAGGGAAGAGUUGCGGAAUAUCGAAAGGAAAGAUCCCCCCUCCCCAUAUCAAAACGGAAUUUCUGAUGCUGGAUUUGUGUACACAUAUCAGGUCUGUAUUGCAGAGAGGCACUGCGGCCAGAUCCCCAGGCUAGGUAGGGGCGUAUGGGUCUUGUUGUUCAGCAUGGCAAGCGGGUCACUGUUAGGGCCAACAGCAUGGCAAAUCGCUUCCAUAGUGGGGCCGAAGCUUCUGCCCUUGUCUUCUUGCUAGACAGAUGUGAUUUGUGGCCUCAAAUCCGCAACACAAAUUUUUGGAAACAUGCCUUUUCGAUAUGGGGAGGGGGAAUUUUUACUUUUGAUACGGAAAAAGUGGAAUGGGUUCGACACGAAGCGGUACCCCCUGUACGAGCCCCCGUGGGCGUAUGGCGUUCUCAAACAUUACAUUCUCAACUGUUACAUGAAUUUGUCAUGCAAAAAUACCAUCAUUAUCCACACGAUAAAGCUGCUUUGCAUGACAAAUAUGCGAAGGGCUAGACAGCGCCGAAAUCUGUGCGGAAUUUUUAAUGCUACAGGUGCAACCUCCCCCCUUUGACUUUUGCCAUUCUUGCAUUACAAAUUCAUGGAACGGUUGAGAGUGUAACGUUUGAUAACGCCAUAGAGCGCGGUGGCAGGAUUUCCAACCCAACAACGAGCAGCGAAACAUGAUUCGACUACCACCACAGCCAGGGUCACCGUCGAUGACUUUGACCCGCUUGGAGAAAAAGAUCGCGAAACUCCCGUCGGAGCAGCCGCACGCCGGCCCGGCCCGACCGCCGUGGGCGAUAUUGCAGGACCCGGCACCGAAGGAGCGCUUCGCGGACGCGGGGUGGAAAACGGCAAAUCCCUGGGACUGGCAUGGGGAAAAGUGA
Messenger RNA from Amoebophrya sp. A120, 5858 nucleotides. Lineage: Eukaryota; Dinophyceae; Syndiniales; Amoebophryaceae. The record is from the annotation of a GenBank genome assembly.